This is a messenger RNA of Cyphellophora attinorum, 1758 nucleotides long. RefSeq names its product putative amino-acid permease. Gene Ontology annotation, biological process: amino acid transmembrane transport. The record is from RefSeq and is a predicted model, not a curated record. Gene Ontology annotation, cellular component: membrane. The transcript is spliced from 8 exons. Bases 1 to 1758 code for a protein of 585 amino acids. Gene Ontology annotation, molecular function: amino acid transmembrane transporter activity. NCBI's taxonomy places the organism in Eukaryota, Fungi, Ascomycota, Eurotiomycetes, Chaetothyriales, Cyphellophoraceae.
AUGAGUGCGCGUCGCGAAAGUCUUACGCUCCAGGAGCACCAUGGCGAGAAGAAGGUCGUUGAGACUGCUGGGCUCGGCGAACAUGCCCGCGGACGGCAGUUCAGUCUCGAACAGCAGGAUGUCGAAAUGGUGCACGCCGACCAGCAGCAGCUGUCGCGUGAGCUCAAGGGUCGUCACAUGCAGAUGAUUGCCAUUGGCGGUGCGAUUGGUGCCGGUCUAUUCAUCGGUUCCGGCAAUGCUUUCCAGGCCGGCGGUCCUGCAUCAGUGCUUCUCGGCUUCAUGAUCAUCGGUGGCAUGAUCUAUCUCAUGAUGCAAGCACUCGCAGAGUUGACCGUGAUGUAUCCGAUCAACGGCGCUUUCACCAUGUACAUCUGCAGAUUCAUUGACCCCUCGUGGGGAUUUGCAUGCGGUUGGGAAUACGCUCUGAGUUGGCUGCUUGUGCUCCCAUUCGAAGUCUCGGCGGCUUGCAACAUCAUUCAUUACUGGUCAGGAAGCGAGAACAUCAACGAUUCUGCCUGGAUUGUGCCUCUUCUCUUCGCCCUGACCGUCAUCCAGUUCUUCGGCAUCAAGGGCUAUGGCGAGGUUGAAUUUGCUCUCAGCUUGCUCAAGGUCAUCGCGUGUACCGGCUUCAUGAUUUUCGGAAUAAUCGUUGAUUGUGGUGGCGUGCCCUCUGACGACAGAGGCUACAUCGGCGCCCGCUACUGGCACGAGCCUUACUCGGCUUUCCUCAACGGCUUUCACGGCUUCUGCGCUGUGUUCGUCACAGCUUCUUUCGCCUACAGCGGCACCGAACUCACGGGUCUUGCCGCUGCUGAGGCCGAGGAUCCCAGGAAAGAAAUCCCGAAGGCCACACGCCAGGUCGUCUGGCGUAUCGCUAUCUUCUAUAUUGUCAACCUCUUCCUCAUUGGUCUCAUUGUCCCUGCGAACAGCGAUCUAUACGCACAGGACGGGCCAUCAAGUCGACGAUCACCAUUCGUCAUUGCUAUUCAGCUAGCUGGCGUCAAGGUCCUGCCUUCCAUCUUCAAUGCAGUCAUCCUGAUCUCUGUCAUGAGUGUUGCAAACUCAUGCACUUUCGGCUCCACGCGGACUAUGCAGGCAUUGGCUUCCAACGGAAUGGGUCCUAAGCUCUUCGCAUAUGUCGACCGAAAGGGCCGUCCUGUGGUCGUUACACUGCUUCAGCUUCUUCUCGGAUGCCUGGCAUUCAUUAACUUGGACACCAGCGGUGGUGGCAACAUCUUCAAUUGGCUACUCGCUUUCUCUGGCAUCACGCCUUUCUUUGUCUUCGGCAGCAUUGCCCUCGCCCACAUUCGCUUCCGUUCCGCCUGGAAACACAAUGGUCACAGUCUCGACGAGAUCCCCUUCCGUGCUGCCUUCGGCAUCUGGGGAUCGUGGGUGUGUGUGAUCAUGAACUUCCUCUGCCUGGUCGCAAACUUCUACAUCUCCUUGUACCCAGUUGGCGGCCCCUAUCUCAAUGCCGAGGCCUUCUUCCAAGGCUACUUGGCUGCGCCGUUCAUCGUCUUCCUGUACGUCGGCUGGAAGAUCUACUCCUGGUUCAAGUUCCCGGCGCACCGACCACUGUACGUCAAGAUCAAGGACAUCGACAUUUACUCCGGCAUGAGAGAGGGACAGGCGCUGAUGAUCAGCGGCGAGGGUGUCACUGAGCAGCAGCGUCACCAGAGCAUCGCGGAGAUUCAGGACGAGAACAAGAAGAAGGGCAUUGGUGGCUGGGCAAAGGCAGCUGUCAGAUCGGUCUUCUGA